Racocetra persica is the source of this 240-nucleotide messenger RNA. NCBI's taxonomy places the organism in Eukaryota, Fungi, Glomeromycota, Glomeromycetes, Diversisporales, Gigasporaceae. The record is from the annotation of a GenBank genome assembly.
CCACAUUAUCCUAGUGCUGUAAUAGCAAGAAGAGAUCCAAGUCAUAAAGCUAUGGAUUAUAAUAUUCAGCAAAAAAGUGAUGUAUUUUGGCGUGCCGAAAGUCAUACCGAAAUCGAAAGUUAUAUCGAAAGUCGAAAGUCUUACGAAAGUCAAAAAUCUUACCGAAAGUUAAAACUCUUACCGAAAGUCGAAAGUCUUACCGAAAGUCCUACGAAAGUCAAAAGUCUUACCGAAAGUUGA